GUAUAACUACAAAGCACAUCAGCGCUUCAGGGCCAAAACAUCACUACUCUAAUAAAGAUUAUAUUGUAGUUGAUAGCAUUUUUUAAAAUUAAAAAUUUCUAUGGCCAGUCUCACCGUUGCUUUUUUAGUCGAUACUAGCGGUUCAAUGAGCCAGAGAAGUGAAAAGGGUUUUUCAUACCUCGACAUAGCCAGGAAUUUAAUAAGUUUAUUUCAAACACAAGCACAAGUUAAAGCACCACAGGUUAACACCAGUUACUUGCUCAUGUCCUUUGAAGAGGAAGUUGUUUGUGCUUUAAAGGUUCAUCCAAAAGACUUGCCUUCUAAGCUGAAAGAAGAGCUGGGAAAACUAAAGCCUAAGGAUCUUACCGACGUCGGGAAUUCUCUUAAAAACGUUUUUGAAGUCUUAAACUCUACAAGGUUUCUAACUGGAACUGAUUCUUACUGCCAGGGACGGCAACCUUGGAAUGUAGAUCCUGCUCUUGUUAUAGUUUUAACUGACGGUGGGCCUCUCGUUUCAGCUACUGAAGUUUAUAAUUCGGUUGUUUGGCCCGGUGGAAAACAGCCAGGUUCUGAGCUCUCCCUGGAACCUUUUCGUUGGGAUCAGCGCAUCUUCGCUUUAACUCUAAAAAUACCCGCCUUCUCAAGGGCACCUCAGUUGCCUUAUCACGUUAAUUUCGAUCAACCAAUCUUUUGCAAGUUCACUGGAAGCCACUCUGAUUCGGGCAUCGAGCCGUUUUGCCAGGCAUCUGGCGGCCAGUGCAUUACUGUCAAUAGCAUAAAAGAGGCUGAGUCAGCGAUGGAGUUUCUGGCCUCCAAAGUUAAGCAGCGCGGCGUAAUAGUCAGCUUUGAGCCACUACCUGGGGAGGAUUCGGGCGAAGCGCAAAAUUCGCUCGCCCGGAAGCUGAAACCGCACAGCGCACUUAACAUCUUCAUGCAUGUGCCGUCCUUUGGCAUCUGGCCGAUACCAGAAGCCUAUUGGCUUAAAGCCAGUGCUUCUAAAAUCCCUCCACGGGAAAAAGCGAAGAGCGUCAUCUACUUUUCAACUGUUUCAACCUCCUGGAUGGUGGAGGACGGCAUGUUCGACAAAUACCAGCUAGAGAGUUGCUGGCUAACUCAAGUGUUGCUAGAAGAGAACAAUCCAAACACAGCCUACCAGGUCUUUAUACUAAACAGCCACUAUACACCUGGUCGAGGCCAUCCCUUUGGAUUUUUGAAGCCGUCCUCUAAGAAUCUGUGCGUGAACCUGUUUGUGCUGCCCUACAACUAUCCCGCACUGUUUUCCUUGCUCGGUGAUUCCCUGAGAUCCAAUUGCAAUGGUUUUACUGAGAAUUUCCGCGGUCAAGGCGAGCUGAAAAGGAACCCGAACCCCACCAGCAAAUGGCGGCAUGAGCUGGACGCUUACCUUCGCGACAUCCCCCCCUAUUACAUUCCGUGCUUGAAGCAAAGACUGCAACGCUUUGGGGCCGAUCGCUUUAUGGAUCCGCAGCACACGGGGGCUCUCCCGCCUCAUAUCUCGAGCUAUCUUCAUAGGAUAAAGCAGCAGAUGCAAAGCGAGUGCGAUCGUCUGAGUGCGGGCGCGCAUGAAGAGCAUGGCACCGGCUUAUUGGUUAAGAGGUCUUCCCUGAGGGCUGCCACUAUAGAAGGGGUCGCCGUGAUACAGGCGAAAAAUCCAUUCGACAUAAAGCGUGAAGUACUUGUCCACGUUUACCAUCGAAUGGCCAAUCAGUUCUAUGCUGCCUAUGAACAAAAAUCUUAUGAGGAUGAGGAAUCCAAACACCAUGUCUCCGUGGCCGACAUGGGAGCCUUCUCGGCAGCCUAUGAGCGCGCUCUAGCAAGGAGGGAGCAAAUCAAAUUUAGAAAAAUAGAAAUCGAAAAUCCACCAACCAAUAAAUUUUUGUGCGAUGACAUUCGCCCUGACGAGGCGCCCAGCCUAAAUACAACCCACAACGCACUCUUGAAGAACACGAGAACCCGCUUCGCUAAGCAUCAGCAUUUUAAGCAAAUCAUAAGGACACGUAAUACUCCUGCCGCCUUGAUAGCACCGCCCGUCCUUUUGGAUAGCUCCGAAGAAACCCCCGAAUCGGAGCCCGUCCAACCCAGCGAACCCCCUGUAGUCCCUUACCGCCAUGGAGACACCAAAGUAUCGCACAUGUGGUCCACGCUACUUCAGCACGAGCCCAGGAGACCUGCGAUAAUGGCCGAACGCAGUGCCUUCCCUGCACCGUAUAUCCCCUCCGCCGUUCUAAAGAGACUCUCGGCGCCUGCUGAGCUUCAUUAUUUGGGAUCCGUCGAACAGUUUUUGAAGCAAAUUAAGUCUCCCGGGAAAAACACUUCAAAAGUCGAACGCCUUGCUAAUAUGCUUUCACGAGAACUCAGCGGGGAGCUUGUUUCCGCUAUUUUCACCAGAGCCCUUCAAGAAGCGCAACGCUACAAAAAGGGGGAUUUGAUUCAGUUUUUGAACGGAAAGUUGAAUCUGGUACCUUUUCAAAAAGAUAAUGCACUCCUAUUCAGCCUGUUUUCUGGGCAUUAAGUUGUACCCAAAAGGAAGAAUAUUGCAAUAAACAUGUGCUCUACUA
Molecule: messenger RNA, 2576 nt
Organism: Zophobas morio
Lineage: Eukaryota; Metazoa; Arthropoda; Insecta; Coleoptera; Tenebrionidae
Product: integrator complex subunit 6-like
Exons: 21
Coding region: 101-2530 (809 amino acids)
Biological process (GO): snRNA 3'-end processing
Cellular component (GO): integrator complex
Source: RefSeq, a predicted model, not a curated record